This is a messenger RNA of Drosophila rhopaloa, 2452 nucleotides long. It is a transcript of the gene Lsp1gamma, whose product is annotated as larval serum protein 1 gamma chain. Lineage: Eukaryota; Metazoa; Arthropoda; Insecta; Diptera; Drosophilidae. Bases 61 to 2379 code for a protein of 772 amino acids. The record is from RefSeq and is a predicted model, not a curated record. The transcript is spliced from 2 exons.
UUGAGCGAACCAAAGCCGGAGCAGUUGAAGAAUCAAAGAGCAGGAACGAAAGGACCAAGGAUGAAGCUGACCCUAGUGAUACUGGCCCUCGUGGGCUGUGUAGCCGCAUUCAGCGUGCCCACGCAGAAAGUGAAAAUCGCCGACAAGACCUUCCUGGAGAGGCAAAAGUUCCUCUUCGAGAUUGUCCACCGCAUCGAUGAGCCGCUGAUGUUCGAGGAAUGGAUCAAGAUGGGCCAGAAGCUGAUCACCGAGAAGGCUCAGUAUGAGACUUUCGACUUCUACAUGGAGAAAUUCUGGGAAUCCUACAAACUGGGAGCUCUGCUGCCCAAGGGAGAGUUCUUCGGCGCUCUGGUCAAGACCCACCACAAACAGGCCUACGGUCUGUUCAACUUCUUCUUCUACGCCAAGGACUGGGAGACCUUCGUCCGCAACGUCGCAUGGGCUCGCAUCCACGUGAACGAGGGCAUGUUCGUCUACGCUCUGACCCUGGCCGUCAUCCACAAGCCCGAGUUCGAGGGACUCAUCCUGCCCCAGAUCUACGAAAUCUUCCCCCAGUACUUCUUCAACAGCAAGUUCGUGUACGCCGCCGAGAAGUUCGACUAUGAGGUCUUCAGCAAGCUCACCAUGUACGAGAAGGAGUACAAGGACAUCCUGUACAAGGACUACAGCGAGUUCACCGGCAACUUCUACUUCUACACCAAGGACUGGAAGACCUUCCAGUGGUACAAAAUGAUGGGUCUGGACCAGGAGUGGUACGUUGAGGACAAGUACUUCCUGCGCGAGAACAUCGAAGAGUUUGUCAAAGAACCCAAGUACGUCGAUGUCGUCAAGGGACUGAAGAAGUUCUUCAUGCCCGUGGACUACACCCGUGACAUCUCCUUCUUCAACGAUGAGACCAAGAUGACCUACUUCACCGAGGAUCUGGGCUGGAACGCCUACUGGUACUACCUUAACAUGGACUACGCCUUCUUCCUGAACGGCAAGCAGUUCGGUUUGGACAAGGACCGUCGCGGCGAGUACUGGAUCUACAAUGUGCAGCAAAUUCUGGCCCGUUACUACCAGGAGCGUCUGGCUAACGGUUUCGGCGAGAUCCCCGAGUUCUUCUGGUACAAACAGAUCGAGUACGGAUACGAUCCUCAGCUGAUCUACUACAACGGCAUUGGCUACAGCUACCGCAAGAACUACUACGACUUCUACACCUACGGCAACUUCGAGAUGUACAACCAAGUCCAGAACUUCUUCAGCCGCGUCUACAAGACCCUGGAGACCGGAUUCUACAAGACCGCCGACGGUCAGGUGUUCGACCUCCACAAGCCCGAGGCCGUUAAGUUUGUGGGCAACUACCUGCAAGGCAACGCCGAUACCUUCGACAAGUACUUCUUCAACUACUACUACAUGCUGGCCCAUAUGUACUUCGCCGAUGUCGACUACACCGACAUGGAGGUCUUCCCCAACAUCUUCCUCAACUUCGAGACCAUGCUGCGCGAUCCCUUCUUCUACACCUUCUACAAGAAGUUCACCGAUGUGUUCUACACCUUCAAGUACUACCUGAAGCCGUACACCCAGAAGGACCUCUUCUACGAGGGCAUCACCAUCAAGAAUGUGGCCGUCAGCAAGCUGGUGACCUACUACGACAUUGUGGACUUCGAUGUGACCAACCUGCUGAACGACAAGAUGACCUUCGUCGACGGCCAGUACGUGUGGGACAAGGCUCUGCUGGCCCGCCAGGCCCGCCUCAACCACAAGCCCUUCGACUUCGAGUUCACCAUCGAUUCCGACAAGGUGCAGAAGGGCGUUGUCCGCGUCUUCCUGGGACCCAAGUUUGACGAGUACGGCCGCGUGAUCCCGCUGGACUACAACCGCAAGAACUUUGUGCAGAUCGACAACUUUGUGUACCCCUUCGUUGCCGGAACCAACACCAUCAAGCGCAGCUCCAAGGAGUUCACCUGGACCGCCGAGGACAGGAUCACCUACACCGAGCUCUACAAGUACGUGAUGCUGGCCAGCGAGGGCAAGUACGACUUCCCUCUGGACAUCAGCGAGCCCCACAACGCCUUCCCCGACCGCCUGGUUCUGCCCAAGGGAUGGGAGCAGGGUAUGCCCAUGCAGUUCUACUUCUUCGUGUCGCCCUUCGCCGAGGAGUACGAGCAGUUCUCCAACUUCGACUACACCUACUCCUCGGGAGUUGGCUCCGGCACCCGCUUCGUGGACUCCAAGCCCUUCGGCUAUCCCUUCGACCGCCAGAUCGAUGAGUACGACUUCUUCGUGCCCAACGGCUUCUUCAAGGACGUCAAGGUCUACUACGUGGACACCUUUGCCAAGUACUUCGAGAAGAAGUACGAGCAAUUCGGCACCUUCGACUACUCCAUCGAAUACUAAGCAGCACUGGAUCUAGGUCUUAACCUUCACCUUAACUUUAAAUAUUGCAAUGCCCAAGGCAAAAAAACCCAUA